Cydia fagiglandana is the source of this 8034-nucleotide messenger RNA. RefSeq names its product otoferlin-like. The record is from RefSeq and is a predicted model, not a curated record. Gene Ontology annotation, cellular component: membrane. Lineage: Eukaryota; Metazoa; Arthropoda; Insecta; Lepidoptera; Tortricidae. The coding region runs from base 216 to 6407 and encodes 2063 amino acids. Gene Ontology annotation, biological process: plasma membrane organization. The transcript is spliced from 26 exons.
CGUCCGCCGCCAGCCCUACCCGUUGUGCUCGAGCGAAAAACUUCUAUGACUACAAAAAUGAAGAAAACAAAACCUCACUACUUUUUUUCGGUGACAUAAGACAAAAGUAGUCAGGAACGAAUAAUGAUUCUCAGUCGUUCGUUAUACAUGAAUUGUGCAACAUUUAACGGUUGACCGUUUAAUAAUAAUAAAAAUCAACACUACUUGCAACAAAAAUGUCGCUCGUUGUAAAACUAAACCGUUUCAAGGUCCUGAAAUGCAAAUCUGAGAAAUAUGCGAGGUUGCAGUUCAGAGGCUCCACCAAACACUCCUCGGUUCUGGUGGACAACGAGGAAAUCAUCUUUGUAAAUGAGCGGUUCGAGUGGAGCGUGAGUGGCGCGGUGGGCGCGGGCGAGGUGCUGACGCUGCAGCUACUGGCGCGCGCGCGGUGGGGCGCGCCGCGGCUGCUCGGCGUGUACCGCCUGGGCCUGCAGAUCCUCGUAGCCGACGGCCAGCUCUCCAUCACCGACACGCUGGUCGACGAGCGCAACAAACCCGUGCCGGUGUUCGUGGAUAUGGACGUAUUCUAUUCGGCGCCUGUGGAGCCGACGGCGGGGCUCAGUGACGACGCCGUCAGCCGCACCAGCGACAUCGGCUCCAUGCGCGCGUCCGCGCACAGCUCCGCGCACGAUUCGCUGGCCGGCUCCGCGCACAGCUCUGCCAAUUCCGACGUAGACGAGGAAAACGCCUUGGGAGAUAUCCAGCGUCACAUAGACAUGUUGGAACGCUCUCUACAGAAGAAGGAAACCAUUCUCGAUAUAGACUCGGGCGACGAGUCUCGAGCCCGUAAGUUGAAGACUGUUGGCAAACGUAUACUCAGGCGGGGGUUCUCCAUGGGUUCAGAGAAGGUAGUGAGUAUAGCGGAGUGCGAUCGUAAAAGGCCAUCGACGUUCAAGAGCGUACGCAGCCUGAUGCGGCUGGGCGCGCGCGGCAGGGCGCGCGGCUCCGGCGCCUGCGCGGACGAGGAGCGCGGCCUGCUCGAGCCCGCGCCCGAGCCCGAGCGCCCGCCUAGCCAGACCUCCGUGUCCUCCGAUGAGCUCCUGGUCGACACGCGCUCGCCCACAGACACCCCAAAGCUCAAGAAAAUUCGCAGCGCUCUGGACACGGCGGGAGCGUCGGCGCUGAAGGCGGCCGACUUCCAGGUGUGCGUGACGGUGAUCGAGGCGCGGCAGCUGGCCGGGCUCAACAUGGACCCGGUGGUGUGCGUGCAGGUCGGCGACAGCCGCAAGUACACCAGCGUCAAGGAGAGCACAAACUGCCCUUAUUACAACGAGUAUUUCGUGUUUGAUUUCCACAUGCCUCCAAUAAUGCUGUUCGACAAGAUCAUUACGCUGUCGGUGCUGCAGUCGCGCAACAUCUUGCGCGCCAACAAGCUACUGGGCAGCUUCAAGCUGGACGUCGCGACUGUCUGGAGCCAGCCCGAUCGGCAGUUUUAUCACAAGUGGGCUCUGCUCACGGACCCGGACGACAUUGCUGCGGGCGCCAAGGGCUACCUAAAGUGCGACAUCAGCGUCAUCGGCAAAGGAGAUACCAUUAAAAUACCACCGAAAAGUGAAAAGGAUGAAGAUGAUAUCGAAGCAAACUUACUCCUACCCGACGGAGUCCCCAUAGAGCGUCAAAGAGCGAAAUUCAUUGUGAAGAUUUACAAAGCGGACGGGUUGCCAAAGAUGAACUACUCCAUCCUCGCGAACGUCAAGCGGGCCUUCACCGGCGAGACGCAGGAUUUGGUCGAUCCCUACGUGCAAGUGUGUUUUGCGGGAAUGACGGGCUGCACCUCAGUGAAAAAAAACUGUUACACUCCCGUGUGGAACGAGCAGAUCGUGUUCACGGAGAUGUUCCCGCCUCUGUGCCAGCGCAUAAAGGUCCAGCUGCGGGACAACGACCCAGUGCAUCCUAACAUUAUUGGCACGCACUUUAUUGACCUCAAGUCGAUAUCUAAUGACGGAGAGAAAGGAUUCUUACCAACUUUUGGGCCCGCAUACAUCCACCUGUACGGCUCGACGCGCGACUACAGCUUGCUGGACCAGCACGCCAGCCUUAACAUGGGCAUGGGAGAAGGGGUGUCCUACAGAGCCAGGAUUCUUGUAUCUAUUCGAACUGAAAUAACAGACAGUAUCGAAUGUCCCCCGGCCUCCGAUGUGGAGGUUGAGAUAAUGCCCCCGAUCAAUGAUGCCACGUUUGGCAAGAACGAAGAAUUCUUUCUCUUCGCCAGUGUUUUCGACGCAAACAUGAUCGACAAGCGACUAACAGACAAACCUAUCCAGUUUGAAUUAAGCAUAGGCAAUUCUGGCAAUUCCCUGGAUGGCCACAGCGAAUCAGUGAGACGUCCUCAAGAUUUGGAAUCCGAUGAACUAGAUGAAAUGAGUGCUGACACAGGCUACUGGCAAAGCACAACACCACCGACCAAGGCCUCAGCGUCGAACGAUAAGAAUUACUACUACCUCCCGUAUUGGGACCACAAACAGUGCAUGCAUGUACGCAGCAUAUGGCCUGAUCAUCGCCGACGCAUGUAUAAUUCCAACAUGAUAUGCAAUAUCGUUGAAAAGUUUGAAGAAGGGUUACUAGAAGCCCAGACCGCAAUAGAGAACGACGCCGGCGCUGACAGUAGAGGCGUGGCGGCGCUGAAAGCGGCGCUGGAGGCGGCGAGCGCGGCGUGCGCGCAGUACGCGCGCCACAUGACCAACGGCCCGCCCAUCGGUAACACCAAACUGGACCGCGAGAGACAAAAAAUGUGUCUUUUUGAAAUUGAGCAGAUGAGCACCAUGACGAGAAGUUUGAAAGCUUUGAUAACCAAACAUUCCAUCAAAGACCGAUUACGCACUGCACACACUUAUCUGAAUAAGAUAAAACGCUUAUGCGAAGACCCUCAACAAGCGAUGCCCGACAUAUUUAUCUGGAUGAUCAGUAAUGGGAAGCGCCUGGCGUAUCAACGAAUCCCAGCACGAGACAUAAUCUACUCUGAUUAUGAGAACGAGUGUGGCAAGCACUGUGGGAAAAAGCAGACUCUAUUCUUGAAGUGGCCCGGCAAAAAAGCUUCGUCUCCAAGCGGUUGGAUCAUACCUGCAAAGAUCAGUGUAUAUCUUUGGCUCGGUAUUCUUCAUGAUAAAAAACAUUACAUAAAUGGUCUUCCACAAGGCUAUGAGCUCAGUUCGGAAAUAAGAAACGCAGAUAAACUGCGAUCAAAUGCUCCUUCAGCAAUAUUCUACGCUGAGAAACACACUUUCCAGAUGCGGGCAUAUGUUUAUCAAGCAAGAUCUCUUAUUGGUUCCGACUCUUCCGGAUUGUCGGACCCUUUUGCAAAGGUAAUAAUAGGUGAAAGCACUGCGACGACCCAGGUGAUCGACGAGACGUUGAGCCCAACAUGGGACGAGUUGUUACUUUUUGAAGAUAUACUUCUUUAUAGCACUUUAGAACAAAUCAAAGCUGACCCGCCGACUAUAGUAAUUGAAAUAUUUGAUCAGGAUAAAGUAGGGAAAUCGGAAUUCAUUGGCCGAACUCUUGCCAAACCGCAUGUGAAGGCGUUUGAAGAUCCAUAUGAGAGACCACAGUUUCCACCCUCUUUAGAGUGGCAUGAAAUUAGUCGCGGGGACGAUAGGGCAGGGGAACUAUUGGCAACCUUUGAACUUUUAGAGGUUCCGGCUAAGUUAGAUUCCUCCGUGCUGCCUGAGCUGCCGACACCCAGAGAAGCCAACGGAAAAGCGCCUCUUGAUGCCAAUAAGGGCCCUAUUCUCCCAGUACCGAGAGGCAUUCGACCCACUCUUUCUAAAUAUCGUAUUGAAGUACUAUUUUGGGGUCUGCGUGAUUUGAAGAGAGUUCAUUUACUGGCAGUAGACAAACCACGAGUAGACAUUGAAUGCGCUGGAAAUAUUUUGUACUCAUCUGUGAUACAAAAUGCAAAACGAAAUCCAAACUUUACCAAUCCGGUCAAGUUUGUUGACGUAGAACUUCCCGACCAAGAUCUGUAUAGACCACCGUUAACUAUUCGUGUCGUCGACUGCCGAAGUUUUGGCAGAAUAACUCUCGUUGGUACACAUACAAUUAAUUCAAUACACAAAUAUAUUUACACCCCGAUGAGUAAAAGGGAAAGAGAAAUUGAAGAACGAAAAAAAUCUCUAAUACAAUUACAAAAUGUAGACUUGAGGGCAAAUUGUAUUGUUCAAGAUGAUAUGUUCACCGUAGAAAAUGAAAAAGAAAAUUGUCCUCUCCUCACUCGUGAAGGCAGGUCCACUGUAUCCUAUGGUUCAGGAGUGAGGCAAUCUACACGUAAGAGAGAUACUAAGCGCGAGACUAUGAAAAAAAGAAAAGCAAGUACUGAUUCAGUAUUAGAUGAUGACGAAGGGAGCAAAGAUUGGUGGACAAAAUAUUUCGCAUCUGUGGAAUCCAUGAUUGAAGAAGAGAAAGAAGCUAAGAAGGAAAGGCAAGGCUAUUUGCAAACUCCACAGGUAAUGUUCGUGGACGAGACUCGGUCGCCCCGGGAAGAGGUGCCUUCGCCGCGCUCGGAGCGAGAGCGUAACAAGCGCCUUCGGCCGGUCUCACCGCGUCCUAAACUCAGUCCCACAAUCUUGAAGAAAAAUGAAAUACCAACUUCUGCAUUGUCAAAGAUAUAUCCUCAUGAACUUGAAGCAGUCCCUGAAUUCGAUGAAUUUAAGGAAUGGCUUCAUUCGUUUGAGUUAUAUAGAGGAAAGAAGACUGGUGACGAUACAGAAGACGAAAACAGAGUAGUGGGUGUCUUUAAGGGUGCCAUCAAGGUAUACAAAUGGCCACUGCCGAAAGGAAUAGAUGAUCACACCGUAAUGGGGUUCGAUCCAAACUACGGAUUCUUCCAAGGCGUGCCCAGCAAUGACCCUAUACAUGUUCUAGUAAGAGUUUACAUUGUAAAGGCUACAGAUCUUCAUCCAAUGGAUUUAAAUGGGAAAGCCGAUCCGUACAUAGUUUUACAUCUAGGAUCAAAAAGAAUAAGUGACAAAGAAAAUUAUGUGUCAAAGCAGUUAAACCCCGUUUUUGGCAAAUGUUUCGAGAUCGAAGCGACCUUUCCUCAGGACUCUAUGCUAACCAUUCAGGUGCUAGACUGGGAUCUACUUGGAUCUGACGACCUAAUAGGAGAGACGAAGAUUGAUCUUGAAAAUCGAUUUUAUAGUCGUCACCGAGCUACUUGUGGGUUACCAAUGAAAUAUGAAGAGCAAGGUUACAACCGCUGGCGCGACGCAAUGAAACCUUCUCAGAUAUUAGCGAAGCUUUGCAAGGACGGAAAGCUUGAGCCGCCUGUGUACGAGUACGGGCGGGUGAAGGUCGGGCGCACGGUGUUCAAUAUGCCCAUGCACGACGUCGAGCUGUUCUCCAACCCUGACACCGUUGAGGAGCAGAUGGCGCUGCUAGUGCUGCGCCGCUGGCACGAGGUGCCGCGCGUCGGCGCGCGCCUAGUGCUCGAGCACGUCGAGACAAGGCCACUCUACAAUCCAAAUAAACCUGGCAUAGAGCAAGGCCGACUAGAAAUGUGGGUGGAUAUGUUUCCCAUGGAUAUGCCCCUACCAGGUCCGCCGAUGGACAUCUCCGCGCGAAAACCGAAGUCUUACGAGAUGCGCGUCAUCAUAUGGAACACGGAUGACGUGGUGCUGGAAGAUGACGCUUUCUUUACCGGAGAAAAAAUGUCGGAUAUUUAUGUCAAAGGGUGGGUGAAAGGCCCCGAUGACUGUCAAGCCACGGAUAUCCACUACCGAUCUCUUACUGGCGAAGGAAAUUUCAAUUGGCGUUUCAUAUAUCCCUUCGACUACUUGGAGGCCGAAGAGCGUAUCGUUAUCUCACGGAAAGAGUCAGUCUUCUCUUGGGAUGAAACGGAAUGCAAGAUUCCAGCGAGAUUAGAAUUACAAGUUUGGGACGCCGACCAUUUUUCGGCUGACGAUUUCUUGGGUGCGAUAACGCUGGACUUGAACAGAUUUCCUCGUGGAGCCAAGUCAUCGAAGUUAUGCACACUUGGCAUGCUAAGCAACGAUGGCACGGUACCGAUGGUCAAUAUUUUCAAACAAAAACGAGUGAAGGGUUGGUGGCCCUUCUAUAUCAAACGUGACACAGAAGAAAUGGAACUUACCGGUAAAGUAGAGGCUGAAAUACAUCUCCUUACUCGUGAAGAAGCCGACAAAGUUCCAGCUGGCGUCGGGCGCAAUGAGCCUGACCCUUUGGACAAACCAAACCGACCCGAUGCUUCAUUCAUGUGGUUUUUGAAUCCACUGAAAUCGAUCAGAUACAUCGUAUGGCACAACUACAAAUGGACGAUUUUGAAAGCGACCGUGAUACUUCUGGUGGCCAUGAUGUUCCUGCUGUUAAUCUACGCAGUACCAGGCUAUUCAGUCAAGAAAUUACUCGGUGCCUAACCAGUUUUUUGUAAUACAGAAUACACUAUGUAUAAAUAAGUAAAUAACAAACUUAAUUACUUAGCAAUGCAAAACUCAACAAGUUGGAAAAGGUGCAUUUUAAAUGUAAAGGUGCGUUUUACAAGUAUUAUUUUUAUCGGCGUGAUAAAGUUUUUUGGCGUGCGUGGAUGUUCCAACUAAGGACUGUUCAGUUUACUAAGCGGACACUCUUACACCUCUUUUAAUCGGCGAAUUUAAAAUCAAUUGACGUACAGCUCAUAACAAUAUAAUUAACAAUCCCUUAUUUAUCAAUUGCUACAUAUUUGUUCCCAUAAUAGUCAAAUAUUUUUCCCGAAGGACCGAACAAAUUUGGAACAUAGCAAAUUAGUUCUGCAAUAAGGAUGCACAGGCUAGUAUUCACUGCGAAAAAUCGUAAAUAUGUACAAAUUUUCCAAGUUAAACGUGAAUAAAAUUAUUAAAACAUUUGCAGGGCAUCAUAUGCUUGAAGAUUUUACAAAAUCCCGGCACAGAAGCGGCCCGGCCAAUCCAGAAACAAAAGUAUUGUCAUGCGGCUGUUAAAAUCAAUAAAUUACUUACCGGUUCGCGAAAUUCCUAAGACAGCAGGCGUUAGAGUAGGCACAGAUUAAAAAAUAAGAAGUAUGUACAAUAAAUGGACCCAUAGAAAGAAAAAAAUGGACAAAAGAAUUACAGAGCAGCGAAAGCAAUCGAAAAAAAGAAGCGUCAAACUGUACUACAUUUUACAUUAAGAUAAAUUUCGUAGCAUUUUAAUGGACAACGGAAAAUGCGUAAAAUGUUGCUGUAGUACGUUACCAAUGGCCCUGAUGCUACCAUGCCGUUGUAGAAGAUCAUAUAUUCGACGAGGAGAGUAACAUCAAAAUUGACCAAUUCAUGAAGAAAGUCCUUGUCUGGCAGGCAAUUGGUUCCUGUGGCCUUAAAAAGUUUGUUCUAUUUUGCGACAUGAACUUUGGUUGCGACAUUUACAGAAAAUAAUGCAUCUAAUAACGAGUACUUUCCGUCUAUCAGACGCAUAAUGUCACCUCUUCAUUUCGGCCUGAUUUGGCAAGUGCCCACUAUGCUGGUCAGAAAGUGAAGCUACUGAAUUUGAAAAACAUUGAUUUCGUUCAAAAACAAGUCAACUCAUCUAAUUGCCCGGAGCUCCACUCCAUCGAGUGGCACUAGACCAAUGUGAAGAUGCACUUAAAAAAGGGUAGAUGAGAAGCUAAAACAUUGAAAGAAUUCAAACGAAUGUUGUUUACAACUUGUCAAAAAGUGUCAAAAAUUUAUGUGCAGGCACUUGAACGGCGCAACCGUGUAAAAGUACGAAAAUCUUACCGAUGUUAUUAUAUUAUACUAUAUUUACAUUAAAUGUUUUGCGUUGGUUUCCGUUUUUAUUAUAUUUAUCUAAAUAAAGCGAUUCCAGAAUUAGAAAAAUGUAAUUUAUACUUUUUUGUGUGUCCGCUUAAUAAAAUGAACAGUCCUUAGCUCUCUCUGAGUUAUAGGGAUAGGGACCUAAUAAACUUAGUAAAGAUAAGUGUAUCGUAAUUUUUUGUCUUGAAAUUAUUAUCGUUAAUUACAUUUCACAUAUCUAUACUUAUAAACAAUAAUUAAUAUCUAAAUUCAAGUAAUG